UUGUUCGGAGUCGGCAUUCAUAGCGAGAAGUUUAUUCUUGACGCGUCACCUGAAUUGUGGUCAAAAAGUGGCUGAUAAAGGACCUAUUUCAGUGUGAAAAUCACCAAAUUGAGGCACUAAAGCACUAAAGAACACUUGUGAAGUAUUAUAUUGAGGGAGGAAAGAGACUUAGAAAUGGCUCUACCGCCCAAUUAUAAGCAAAUCGCAAUGAAUAUGCCGAGUGGUGGUUCACCUUCUCGUGAGUCGAUAGAAAAUCAUGCAUAUAAGAUGAAACCAUAUAUGAUGUCGCCUGUCGCACCGGUUUCUUUCAACAUUCUGAAAGAACGUUUGCGAGCUUCUGGCGGCGCAUCGUCAAAUGAUCGUGGCAAGGACAAUGCCAGUCCUUUUGUGCACUCUUCGCAUGGAAAUCCGGCUUUCACGCCGCAAAAAGUCGGCAAAGGCGGCGUUACGAUCGAUCCUCGUGCACCGAAACCGCCAAAACCGCCAGAGAAGCCAAUCAUGCCGUACAUGCGCUACUCGAGGAAGAUCUGGGACAGCGUGAAAGCGGCCAAUCCGGAGUUGAAACUGUGGGAAAUUGGCAAGAUAAUUGGGCAAAUGUGGCGCGAUGCGUCUGAUGCGGAGAAGCAAGAGUUUAUUGAUGAAUAUGAGGCGGAGAAGGUUGAAUACGAGAAAAACUUGAAAAUAUAUCACAAUUCACCCGCAUAUUUGGCAUUUUUGUCUGCUAAAAGUAAAUCAAAGCCUGCCGGUGCGGAUGCUGAUCCGCACGAGACGCCGCGAUCGAGCUCCAAGAGUCAACAGCAGGAGCGGCGCAUUGACAUACAGCCGGCGGAGGACGAGGAGGAUCAGGACGAUGGCUAUUCCUUCAAGCACGUUGCUUAUGCGCGCUUCCUGCGCAACCAUCGCCUCAUCAAUGAGAUCUUCUCGGACGCCGUCGUGCCGGACGUGCGUUCAGUCGUGACGACGCAGCGAAUGCAAGUGCUGAAGCGCCAAGUGCAGUCAUUGACGAUGCACCAGAUGAAGCUGGAGGCGGAAUUGCAGCAGAUCGAGGAGAAGUUCGAGGCGAAGAAGCGCAAGUUCGUUGAGUCCAGCGAGCAAUUCCAGGAGGAGCUGAAGAAGCACUGCAAGCCGGCCGUGGACGAGGAGACAUUCCAGCGAAUGGUGGAGCGUCAGUACGAAGCGAUGCGGCGUGAGAGGAUGCGUCAGCUGGAGGAGCCCAAUUCGUCUGUCGCGCGCGCUCCGCCGCCGAAAGUGGAGGAAACUGAGACUUCCGUGGCUCCUCAGGCGGCCAGCAACACCACAGCUUCGCCGCCGUCGGAUUCGCAGCCGUCGCAGCAAUCUGAGAUGACUGUGCUACACUUUAUGCAGCCGAUGGAAACCGAUGCGUCGACAAAGUGCAGUGAAACUGUCGAGACGAAGGCCAGCGAAGUGACAAACACUGUUGCUCCAGGACCGAAGAAUCCUCCGCCGGCGCCGUUGCCAGUCGAGGAGCCGCAGCCGGUGCAAUCGUCGCCGCCACAGCAGAAUCUUCCACCGCAGGGAAAUGUCGCGCAUCCGCCACUCGAGAGUGCCGGACAUCCUGGGCAGUUCAAGCCGCCCGAGCCGGAGAAGAUGGAAGUCGAGGUGCCGGCGAGUCAGCCCAGUGUUGUUCCGCCGCCGGAACAGAAGCCAGAAGUCGCCGGGCCGCCGGUGAUGCACCCGAAUUAUGCACCUCCGGCGACGCCGGCCGUUUCCUCGGCUCCGCCGCACCCAAUGCCCACCGGCCAUCCGGCGGUGCCGGCAAGUGCAGCUCCGCCGCCGCCUCAGCAAUCUCAGGAUCCCCAGAUCGCGGCGACUCAGGUGUCUCAGCCGCCGAGUCAUCAUCCACCGCCGCCGCCGCAUCACAUGGGGCCGCACAGCCACUUGGCGCACGCCGGCAUUCCGCCGCAUCCUGGGCUUCCGUCUCAUCCCUCCUAUGGCGGCUAUCCGCCGCCUCCGGGCGGACCGCAUCGCGCCUCGUACUACGCUCCGUACGGCGCCGCGCAUCCUCAGCAGCCCUAUCCGUAUCCUUCGUAUCCCUACCAUCAGUACGGGCCGCCGCCGCCGACGCACUACAUGGGGCCGCGCCCCGGAGGCCCGCCUCCGAUGCACUACCCAGAGCACGGCGCGCCUCCGCCGCAAGGCCAUCAAGCGCCUAUGGACGCUGGUCCGCCGCCGCACGGACCGUACCAAUCGCCAGCCGUGCCGCCGUCCAUGCCGGUGCCGGCAAAUGCGGCCACCGCUGAAGAAGAGCCGAAACGUGAGGAGGAGAAUCACGAUAAGAAGGAGUAAAGGAAUGACGAUAGUGUUAUUGAAAGUACUUCAGCUUGAAAGAAUUUCAUAUGUGUAUUUGGUGUAUUUUAGCUAUAUAGAGAAUUUGUAUUAA
Phlebotomus argentipes is the source of this 2401-nucleotide messenger RNA. RefSeq lists its product as uncharacterized. Gene Ontology annotation, cellular component: SWI/SNF complex. Gene Ontology annotation, molecular function: nuclear receptor binding; nucleosomal DNA binding. The record is from RefSeq and is a predicted model, not a curated record. Gene Ontology annotation, biological process: negative regulation of DNA-templated transcription. The coding region runs from base 175 to 2307 and encodes 710 amino acids. NCBI's taxonomy places the organism in Eukaryota, Metazoa, Arthropoda, Insecta, Diptera, Psychodidae. The transcript is spliced from 11 exons.